Amorphotheca resinae ATCC 22711 is the source of this 1038-nucleotide messenger RNA. RefSeq lists its product as hypothetical. The coding region runs from base 1 to 1038 and encodes 345 amino acids. The record is from RefSeq and is a predicted model, not a curated record. The transcript has a single exon. Lineage: Eukaryota; Fungi; Ascomycota; Leotiomycetes; Helotiales; Amorphothecaceae.
AUGUCAACAUCAACCUUCUCGACCGUUAUCCAUGGACCAACCUCAAGCGCCACUUCCACAACAUCCAUCAUCGCAGCUCCGAACGAUCGAUCUAUUGGGAUACUAUAUCCGUGGUCAACGACUACCAAGUCUCUACAAACGCCAACCGCUCCUCCGCCACCACCUAUCUCAGGUAACUCUUCGCCUGAUGUCUUGCCCACGAUGGAUGUGGUUGACAUUGAGAAAAAUCAACUAAACACUGCAACGCUGGCGCAAGCUUCCCCAAUUCAGUCAUCAGGAGCCGCUAGUUCAGAUAGAAUGAACGUAUCACAGUUUAUCUGCUCAGCAUGGAGCUGCUGGCCAAAGGCCCAACAGGCUGGGACAGCAGUUGCUAUCGCUCUCGCCAUAAUUGGUAUUUUUGGAGUUUUGAUAUGGGGUCUUUGGUGGAAGCCAAGAGCACAAGCACUGAAAGAGAAUCCCAGAACAGGAGAUGAAGAAGGGGGAAGGAUGAAAAGGAGAGGACCAAUUGCCGCCUUUUUCUUGGGGAAGCCAAAACAUGCACAUGGGGGAAGAGUUCAGAGACAACAAAGGAGACAUCGAAGGAGUCGCCGAAGGCGACGUUCGUCAUCCGCGGCAUCGAGAAGCUCCAGCUGUAACUCCAUCGCCGAAGUGAGGGUCUCGACUAGAAUGGAAGAUCCUCCGAUGGUACUUUCUCCGUUGGCGUCUUCAGAGAAUGUGUCAAUGGCGGUUACAAGGCACAGGCCGAUGCAAGCUGGUUCUCAUAUUUCGAACAUGCGAAGUUCCACAAAUCAUGCUACUUCCCUUGCUAGAGUAGGGAGAAGAUCAACAGUCAGUAUGCCACCAUCGAUAAUGCGAUUACCGAGAGAGCCCAGAAGUCGGGGCGCGAGGGAGCCACCGGUUGAGCGAACAAGGGGGCGCAGUAACGAGAGAGACCGACCUCGAAGGAGGAGUCAAACGAAAGCAGUGGAAGAAGGAAUCCAAAGUGUUGCAACUUCGCGAGGAAGGCGCCGGCCAAGGAGGUCUUCGACACAACAGUAA